CUGCGCUCGACUCGUGUCCUAGGGAUUUAUUUUUUUCCACCACCUUCAACGGUAAAAACAGCUUGACUUCUCACGGUGCAAAGUUAACAUCGCCAACCAGUAGCGAAACGUUGCGUAAUGAGGUGUCUUUUAAAAUAGUAAAUAGCGUUGUGACCUCCGCCGACAGACUUCCCACACAAGAGAAAACACCGAUGUGGAUAGAGAGAGGAGCUGCUGAUUUCAGCGGUUUGGAUCAAGGUUCAUGCUUUUUUCUUCGGAUUUCGGCAGUUUCACAGACGCUGACUUUCCCUUCAGCAGGAAGUCAGUGCGCCCCACGGUGAGGAACAAGAAGGCUUCAGAGACCUGCACCUGGAUCAUCACAAACACUGGGCAGCAAAGAAAGGCAGCAGUUCUUGAUGGAGUGAUGGAUAAGAGAUGUGGCUAGCUGUGGAGCGCAGCAGGCCUGGAUCCUGCUCUCAGACACCAGGGCUGAGAAGCUGCAGAGGAGUGAGGACUCUCCUGAGGAGACUCCACCCUCCUGGCCUCUGUCGGGCCUUCCUCAGCAUCGCCUCAGCGGUUCCUUCUCGCAGUCGUCCUCACCGACCAGGCUGUCAGUGUGUAACUAAAAGUCUUCAACUGACCUUUGCUGAAAUUUAAGAAGUAGCUACAUUCACAUUUGAUUCCAGCCACCUCCUCAGGUGCCCCAGAAUAUUGUUUUUUAUGUCCUGCUGAAUCUGAAACAUGAGGAACACCAGAUCGAGCCUACUGCUGGGCUGCGUGCUCUUCUGCUCCGCCUCCCUGCUCUACCUGGGCAUGAGCGGGAUCGAGUGCCCUCCAAAAAGCCAUCGGUACCGGUGGAUGGAGCUCAACCUGGGCUCAGCCAAUCAGAGCUUAUCCCUGAUGGAACACUUCCCUGAAGACACACCCCUCAUCUUCAUCGGAGGCUUUCCCCGGAGCGGCACCACGCUGAUGCGGGUCAUGCUGGAUGCCCACAAUGCUGUGCGGUGCGGGGAAGAGACCCGAGUGAUUCCCCGCCUCUUGGCCAUGCGGGCCACCUGGAGCCGCUCAGUGAAGGAGAGGAUGCGACUGGACGAGGCCGGCGUCACCGACCAGGUGUUGGACUCAGCCGUGCGAGCAUUCCUGUUAGAGGUGAUAGUUGGCCACGGGGAGCCUGCACCUCGCCUUUGCAACAAGGAUCCGUUUGCCUUGAAGUCGCUCUCGUAUCUGUCACGCAUAUUCCCUAAAGCCAAAUUUGUGCUCAUGCUACGAGACGGACGGGCAACCGUCCACUCCAUGAUAUCACGCAAGGUGACCAUCUCUGGCUUUGACCUGAGCAGCUACAGGGACUGUCUGACCAAGUGGAGCAGCGCAGUGGAGACCAUGUUCAGCCAGUGCCAGGCAGCUGGGGAGUCCAUAUGUCUGCCCGUCCGUUAUGAGCAGCUCGUCCUCCACGCAGAGGAGGAAAUGAGGAAGUUGCUUCACUUCCUAGAGCUGCAGUGGGACCCGUCAGUGCUGCACCACGAAGAGCUGAUCGGAAAGGCUGGUGGCGUGUCUCUGUCCAAGGUUGAGCGCUCCACAGACCAGGUGAUGAAGCCGGUGAACACAGACGCCCUCUCCAAGUGGGUCGGGCACAUUCCCUCUGACGUGAUAAGCGACAUGGCUGAAAUCGCGCCAAUGCUGGCUCGCCUGGGCUACGACCCCCAUGCCAACCCCCCCGACUACACGAGACCAGAGCCCACGGGGUCCCUGUUCAACGACUCACAGAAUUUGAAAGCAACAGAGACUCCACACCCCAGUUAAGCAAAAGAGGAAAAUCCCAUAAAUCCAGCUUCGCUGUUCCACAAUAUCGAUCACAAUAUCGAUGCACCUUAAACACAGACUUCCAGUUCAUAAGUAAUUACACCUCACAGGAAAGAUUUUUAAGUGUCUCAUGUGUAUUAUAAUGUGCGGUGUUAAUGUCUGAACAUGGGUGAAGUGUUAAAAAUACGGACUCAUCAAGUGGUUUGGGUUUUAUAUCUCAUAUGGAUUACCUGCUUGUGGAAGUUUCUCAGUCUCCACUGAGACGGCAUUUUAACGCAUCGUCUCACCUUGUACCUGAAAGUAUUUCAACAUGUCUGUAAAGUUGUUAUGAUUCACCACAAAUGUGAAUGUGUCUUUAGACAAAUCUUUCACUUACUGAGAGUUCAGUCAGUGUUCAUGAAGCAUAAUGACUGUAUAUUUUUAAAGAUGUAUGUUUAUUUUCUUAAUAAAUUAUUUUGGUGUUGACCAUU
Molecule: messenger RNA, 2249 nt
Organism: Perca fluviatilis (European perch)
Lineage: Eukaryota; Metazoa; Chordata; Actinopteri; Perciformes; Percidae
Product: protein-tyrosine sulfotransferase 1-like
Exons: 7
Coding region: 721-1779 (352 amino acids)
Biological process (GO): peptidyl-tyrosine sulfation
Cellular component (GO): Golgi apparatus
Molecular function (GO): protein-tyrosine sulfotransferase activity
Source: RefSeq, a predicted model, not a curated record